GAAGCAACAUGGAGCAUUCAGCACCGGUCGCCUGAGUCAAGCAUGUGGGGACUGCAGCGGACUUCGGCGCCCCCAUGGCUGGCGCUGGCAAUCGGAUUCCUGUUCUUAGUUCCUAGCGGCCACUCUGCGGCCUGUAAAGGGUGUAUUGGAACUUACAAAUGCGACUGCACUGGAAUCAAGGGACUCCCUGGGGAACUGGGAAUCUUCGGGCUGAGAGGUAGCGAGGGACUGCCUGGAGAUAUUGGAUUCGAGGGCCCUCCCGGUACCAAAGGAGAGAAGGGUGCUUCAGGAGAAGAUGGCGGAUCUGGAGAGAAGGGCUACCGAGGAGAUGGUGGCGUUCCAGGAUUCAGGGGUGCUCCAGGAAUACCGGGAGCGGUUGGGGAUGAAGGUCCCACAGGACCGCAUGGACUUGAUGGCUGCAACGGCACAGACGGUAAGCCGGGACAACACGGUCAACCUGGAAUACCUGGCGGAAGGGGACUUCCGGGAGGAUAUGGUCCCCCUGGUAUACCAGGAGAUCCAGGGGAGGGAGGUGUCAAUACCAAGGGGGUGAAAGGAGACCGGGGAAUCCCAGGAAGACCCGGGAUAGAGGGACUUCCUGGCUACAAGGGUGAACCAGGGCGACCAGGUUACUCAGGUCCACCUGGAUUUCAAGGUCUCCAUGGAGCAUCGGGACUAGAGGGUCCCCGCGGAGAUUCAGGAGAGAUAAAGCAAGGAUUACCCGGAAUGCCAGGAGAACAAGGAGACUUGGGGGACCCCGGACCACCGGGUAAACUCGUUCAUGACGGAGAAGAAGAUGUGGAGCAUCCUCCCAUAUAUUUAUGGAAGGGACCAAAGGGCGUAAAAGGGGCCUCAGGAGAUUUUGGAUCACGAGGACUGAAGGGAGAAAUCGGACCAAAAGGACCACAAGGUCAGUCUGGUUUUAUUGGAGCCAAAGGAGUGAAGGGGGGACAAGGCCCAGAUGGACAGAGAGGAAAACAGGGCAAGGACGGGCCUCCAGGACCAAGUGGACCCAAAGGGGCAAAAGGAGCCCCAGGUUAUGCCGGAAAGACAGGGGAAGAUGGACCAAAGGGGCCACUAGGGACACCGGGUGCAAUCGGACCACCCGGAGUACAAGGAGUUGAAGGAGAACCUGGGAUUUAUAACCCUAAUUUGGAUGAAGAAGGAGGUCCUGGUGUUAUUGGACAUCAAGGGCCUAUAGGUCCUCCUGGAGAUCGAGGACUUCCUGGAAUACCCGGUCAACCUGGGAACACAGGGUUCAUCGGUCCUCCGGGCGAACCGGGGAGUGCCGGAUUGCCUGGAUCCCGAGGACCAAAAGGAAUCAGCAUUAAAGGGGAAAGAGGGAAUGAUGGUUUGCCAGGUCCCCAAGGUCCUCAGGGAAGUCCAGGUGUACCUGGUCAGUUAGGUGCUUUAGGAGAAAAGGGUUUUCCUGGGCUCACAAUAACAGGGUCACCAGGUGAAGAUGGAAUACCAGGACGUGAUGGUUUUGAUGGGCCAAAAGGAGAUCGUGGUGAAAAUGGUUUACACGGGCCAAAGGGGUUUCCAGGUAUAGGUGUCCCUAUUCGGGGGCCUUCUGGUGAGUCAGGACUUCCGGGAUCACCAGGAACUCCUGGACUCCCUGGUCUUGAGGGGCUGCACGGAAGUAAAGGUGUACGUGGUCCCAGGGGAGAUGAUUGUGGAGUGUGUUUGCCAGGUGUUCCAGGACCAAAAGGAGAACCUGGUGAUGCUGCAAGGAAUGGAGUUCCAGGCAUCCCAGGAUUCCCUGGACUCCAAGGUCAACGCGGAACCAAAGGGCAGAAGGGUAAACAUGGUCCAGCUGGUAGGCAAGGUUUGGAUGGCGUGAAUGGAAUUGUAGGAAUGGUGGGUGUACCAGGUCCAAAGGGACAGCCAGGUAAAUUAAUAUAUAUUCUACCUUCGACACUGUCAGAAAAAGGAAUAAAAGGUGACUGGGGUUUCCCUGGUAUUCAAGGACCACCUGGUCACCCAGGACCUCCAGGACUUCCCGGUCAAGAAGGACUACUGGGUUGGAAAGGAGAGAAGGGUCAACAUGGUCCCGAGGGAAUUUCUGGCAGAAAUGGAAGACCAGGUGUAGAUGGCUAUACUGGACAGAAAGGUGAAGAUGCUCUGAUUCCAAAGGAGUUCCUUAGAGGAGACCGAGGACUGGAUGGUCACCUAGGUGAAGCAGGAGAGCAUGGUGACCAAGGAGGUCAGGGAGAACCUGGAGAUACAGGUCACUUCAUUUUGGAUAUCAAGGGAGUGAAAGGUAUCAAAGGACCUGUAGGAGAUCAAGGACGUGAUGGUAGCAAAGGAAGCUCUGGUAUUACAGGAAACCAAGGUUUAUCAGGGCUCCCAGGUCCUAAAGGACAACCUGGCCUAGCCAUUACAGGUCCUGUAGGACUUAAAGGGUAUUCUGGGAUGCCAGGAGAUCAGGGACUCAGAGGACCUCCCGGAGUACCUGGCAUGGAUGGUCUGCCUGGCCCCCCUGGGCUAACAAGUCAAAAGGGUAGUCGUGGAGACAUAGGACUUAGUAUCUUGAAUGGUGAAAUGGGUAAUAAGGGAGCCAGAGGUCAGAAAGGGGAACCAGGUAGUGAGGGUCCUCAAGGAUUGCCAGGAAGACAUGGGCCUGUUGGAGAACAAGGAAAUAUAGGACCUAAGGGAGCACCAGGACUUGCAGGAUUGAAUGGCUUACCUGGUCCUAAAGGUCCACCAGGUGAUAUUUUACCUGGAGCUCCGGGUGUUCCUGGUCUACCUGGCUUGCCUGGUUUGAUUGGUGUAUUUGGAGGACCAGGCCCUAGAGGAGAGGAUGGGCCUAAUGGUCUACCUGGACUGAAGGGCUUGAAGGGAGAGAUUGGACAAUUGGGCCGUAGGGGAAUUGAUGGAGAACAAGGACCACACGGAUUCGAUGGAAUAGGUGGACGCAUGGGGAUUCCUGGAUUGCCUGGUCUCCCUGGUGAUCAAGGGUCAAUUGGUAUCCCAGGCCCUCUUGGUCCUCCAGGAAGAUCUGGAUUGCCUGGACCUCCUGGCAUCAAGGGUGGGAGAGGUGAUUUUGGACCACAAGGAAAUCCAGGCUUCAGAGGACAGACUGGACUUCAGGGUCCACAUGGUGAUCCAGGUCCUCCAGGAAUGGAGGGACUCCCAGGAGAAUCAUCAUUCAGUGGUCCCAAAGGAGAAUCAGGUGAACCAGGUUUAAGAGGGGAACCAGGAAUUGAUGGUUUGCCUGGUUUGGACGGUCUCCAAGGAGAGCCUGGAGAACCUGGUAGGAUUAUUAAUGGCAUUCAGGGAGAAGCUGGACAAAAGGGUGAAUAUGGAUUCAACGGAAAUCGUGGUCUUCCAGGACUGGACGGUCAAGCUGGUGAUAUAGGUUUAGAAGGACCAAAAGGAGCAGUUGGUGACAGAGGCUUACCAGGAUACAGUGGAUUUAAGGGUCAAAAUGGAAUUCCAGGAAUUAAGGGUCUUUCUGGAAACCCAGGUCUGUCUGGUCUACCUGGACCCAAAGGAGGGAGAGGCAGUGAAGGAGAACCUGGAAUAUUUGGCAGACCAGGACUGCCAGGGGAUCCUGGACCAACAGGAGGCCGAGGUGUGCAAGGUUCAGAAGGGCCCAAGGGCCUGAUUGGAGAACCUGGGUAUACCCAGUAUGCACCUGGCUCCAAGGGUGAAUCUGGAGUACCAGGCCUGCAUGGACUAAAGGGCUACCAAGGCAUACGGGGUGAACCUGGUGUACCUGGACUGCCUGGGAAAGUGGGGCCACUUGGUGAAAUUGGUACUCCAGGGCUCCAAGGAUUUACAGGAAUUGGUGGAAGCCCAGGUUACCCAGGAGAACCCGGUCCUGCUGGUCUACCAGGAUUACCAGGUUCAGAUGCUGAACCUGGUGAAAAGGGAAGAGCUGGUUUUAAUGGACACCCAGGAAGACCAGGGAGACCAGGUCAGAAGGGGGCUCCUGGUGUGUACGGGCCUGAUGGGCCAAAUGGAAUACCAGGACGACCCGGUGGUGUAAUCCAUGGUCCUAAAGGAAUACCAGGUCUUCCAGGAUCGCCUGGGUUGCCAGGAAGGCAAGGAAAUCCAGGGAUACCAGGACUUGAUGGAGAGAAUGGCAUUCUAGGUCCCCAAGGAAUUCGUGGCUCACCAGGACUGCCAGCAUUAAGCUUUAAGGGUGUGGCUGGAAAUCCUGGGCCUCCUGGGUUAGAGGGAAUUCCAGGACCAAAGGGAAUUCAAGGAGAUUCAGGAGUGAAAGGGCUUCCAGGAUAUGCAGGCAGGAAAGGAGAGAGAGGACUGCCAGGUAUUAAUGGUGCAACAGGACUGCCAGGUCUAUCUGGUCACAGGGGAGAGAAAGGUGAUCAUGGCCACUCGUUUCCUCCCAGUAAAACUGUGCGUGGUAUUCCUGGUGAUGCAGGUCCACCUGGUGUUCCAGGAUUUAAUGGUGGCCAGGGGCCAAUGGGAAAACCCGGACGCGAUGGACUUACAGGUUUUAAGGGAGAUGAUGGGAUAUCAGGACGUCCUGGUCUACCUGGGUUUCCAGGUCCAAAGGGUCAACCAGGGUUUUCAGGCAGGCCUGGGGCUACAGGGAACAAAGGACUCCCAGGUUUUGCUGGUUCUAGAGGUGACCCAGCACCACCAGGACCUCCUCCCAAGAGCCGAGGCUUUUUCUUUACAAGACAUUCGCAGACUACACAGACACCAGCCUGUCCUAGAGGAACAAUCAGGCUGUGGAAUGGUUUCUCUCUCCUACAUUUUCUGGGCAAUGCCAAGGCACAUGGCCAAGAUCUGGGGGCACCUGGAAGCUGUUUACAGAGGUUCUCCACAAUGCCUUUCAUGUUCUGCAAUAUCAACAAUGUUUGUGACUACUCAAGCAGAAAUGACUAUAGUUACUGGUUGAGCACAGAUUAUCCUAUGCCUGCAAUGAUGACGCCAAUUGGAGCAAACGACCUGAGGCAAUACAUAUCAAGGUGCACUGUGUGUGAAGCACCAACUCGAGUGAUUACAGUGCAUAGUCAGUCAAUACAACUGCCUGACUGUCCUGAUGGCUGGGAUCCACUCUGGAGGGGCUUCAGUUUCCUGAUGCACACAGAUGCUGGAGCUGAGGGCAGUGGUCAGUCUCUUGUUUCACCUGGUUCAUGCCUCGAGAACUUCCGAUCUACACCUUUCAUAGAGUGCCAUGGCAUAGGUCGCUGUAACUACUUUACAACAGCUUAUUCCUAUUGGCUAGCUACCAUAGAAGAUCGGGAAAUGUUCCGAAGACCAAGACAACAAACACUUAAAGCUGGAAGUCUUGAAACACGUGUAAGUCGCUGCACAGUUUGCAUCAGACACAGGCGAGAAAGUCGUCUCAAUAUUCCUGAUACAGGGGAAAACAUACAACCACUUCGUACGCAACCUGGACUCCAAAAUCGUGAUUCCCGUUUCAGUCAUCGCAAUGGUUAAAAGAUACUUUCAAAAAUUACUUGUCUUCUAAGUGUGUUAUGAGUGUCAACAGACAGAUAACUUUAAAGAGGAAGUGAAAAAGGCCAUUUUUUAGUCUGAAUUUUUAUGUCUUGUAGUAAAUAUAUUAUUUAUUAACAAACAGUCUUAGUAUCCUCAAAAAUAUGCAUAUUCUUUUCAUUUUAAAACAGCAUAUUGUACUCAGGCCUGCAGCAUAAUUCAACACCAUCAUGGGCAACCUGAAAUCUCUUAUCUGUGAAACAGAAAAACCAUUCUGCACAUUUAAUGUGUUUGUUUUGCUCUCUGUCAGAUAAAAAUUGAAAGUUAAAAUUACUUUUAGUUGCAUGAAUUUAAAAUUAUUGAGCACCAGAAUGACAUUUUUCAUGAAUAGCAGAAUGACAUAAUAGCUUAUUAAAGUUUGCCAUUUCAGAAACAAAAACAUUCUUUUCAGGUACUAAUUGCUUCAGUUGUAUAAUAAACGCUUUUAAGAUUUGUUAGUUCUAAAGAAUUAUGAAGAAAUAUUUUGUCAACAUAUGAAGUAAGACUUUGCACAAAUAGAAACUUGUCUUUCAAACAUCCACUUUAACCUGACUGACCAAGCAUAGAUAUUUGAGGUAGCAAAAUUAGCAUUUUUAAAGAGUAAAAUGAAUAUAAUAUAAGAAUGUUUUCAACAAACAAUCACCAUUUUACAUAAAAGAAACAUCAAUGAGUAUUACAGUUUCACAUGAUAAACACAGGCAAUAAUGCAACAUGUGCAUUUCAACACUGUACUAAAAUUGCUUUGUUUUAAAGGAACAAAACCUCUGCAGUUUCUAUGUUCAUUCCACCAGCUUUUCUACUGAUUCACUGCCACGAACUACUUCAACAUUACUGUAUUUAAUGUGGUACACGUAAGCAACACAUAAAUAUAGGGUUAUGCUCUUACUUGUACAAUUUUAUAUUGGAACACAGGUGUGUAAUGUAUUUCAUGAAACUGAAGCUUUCAAAACAAUUUUCUGAUGCAUCUUGGAAUGGAUUUAUUGAUAAGAAACAUCAUGUUCUAGUACUUUUUAUGUUUAGCCUUUAUAAGGCAAAAAAAUAAAAUACACUGCCAUCUCA
This is a messenger RNA of Zootermopsis nevadensis, 6513 nucleotides long. RefSeq lists its product as uncharacterized. NCBI's taxonomy places the organism in Eukaryota, Metazoa, Arthropoda, Insecta, Blattodea, Termopsidae. Gene Ontology annotation, cellular component: collagen trimer. The record is from RefSeq and is a predicted model, not a curated record. Gene Ontology annotation, molecular function: extracellular matrix structural constituent.